This is a messenger RNA of Drosophila grimshawi, 1556 nucleotides long. Its product is annotated as TWiK family of potassium channels protein 7. The transcript has 8 exons. Gene Ontology annotation, cellular component: membrane. Bases 251 to 1474 code for a protein of 407 amino acids. Gene Ontology annotation, biological process: potassium ion transmembrane transport; stabilization of membrane potential. The record is from RefSeq and is a predicted model, not a curated record. NCBI's taxonomy places the organism in Eukaryota, Metazoa, Arthropoda, Insecta, Diptera, Drosophilidae. Gene Ontology annotation, molecular function: potassium ion leak channel activity.
GUUCAUUUAGCUGUUCGCGGACUGCUUUCGGCCGCAUUUGAGACGCGACGUUGUUGUUUUUUUUUUUUUUGGCGCUUAUUUGAACUACACUUGCGAGCAAGUACAAAUUAAUUGUGAUUUAUUUGAUAAUCAUUGAGAUUCGUUGCAAUGCACCGUGGCAGCUUAAGUGGGUGGAGCAUGUCGCCCGCUAAUUGAAUUGUUGUCUACACUCCAAUCCAGACGAAAGACAAGAAAGUGCAAAUUGGUAAAUAUGCCCGCCAAGGCCCGGUCGCCAGCCGACUAUGAAACGCAUGAUGAGGCCAACACUGAGCUGCUGGAGAAGCUGAAGCAUUUGGAUCGACGUGUUGAUGCUGUGGAAAAUGGUGGCGGUCUUUGGAGUCGAAACAAGGCCUGCUGGCAGUCACUCAAAUGGAAGUCAGCUUUGAAUCACAUCGGACUGCUCGUCUCGCUCUCCGUCUAUUGUGGCGUGGGCGGAUUGAUCUUUCGACACUUGGAGCGUCCAGCAGAGGUGGAGCGUCUUACGCAGCUAAAAGAUGUGGUGAAGACACAACGACAACGCUUUAUGAGCAGCAUACUGAACAAUACCGAGGUGAACAAUCUCAAUGACCUGCUCUCUUUUGAGUUGGCCAAAUAUGAAGCGGCCGUACAACUGGCGGCCGAGGGCGGGCUACUCAUCGUAGCAGAUAAAGACUUUCCAGAGCCCUACGAGCGCUGGAGCAUACUGCAAGCUGUGUUCUUCUCAUCAACUGUGUUAACCACUAUAGGAUAUGGCAAUAUAGUGCCAGUAACAAUCAGUGGUCGCGUCUUUUGCAUUUGUUUUGCACUCGUUGGCAUACCCUUCACACUGACGGUCAUCGCCGACUGGGGCCGACUCUUUGCCAGCGCAGUGUCCGUCUUUGGCACACACAUGCCCAGCAAGCCGAAGUUUACAAACUUCAUUGGCAAAACCUGGUUCUAUGCGAUUCUGGCCGUUGGAUUUUUGGGCGUUUAUCUGGCAGCUGGUGCCGGGCUGCUGCUGCUCUGGGAGGAUGACUGGACAUUCUUUGAUGGCUUCUACUUCUGUUUUAUAACCAUGACAACGAUUGGCUUUGGUGAUCUGGUGCCCAAGAAACCCAACUAUAUGCUGCUCUGUACUCUGUAUAUACUCAUUGGCCUGGCGCUAACGUCGACCAUUAUUGAGCUGGUACGUCGCCAGUACGCGACCAGCUGGGCCAAACUGCAGGAGCUCUCCGGUCCAAUGGCGGAGACAUUACGGCGCCUGGGCGAGACGGCGGGUACCGGCCUAGACUAUACGACAUUGCAGAAAGUGUUAACCGUGUCAAUGCCCAAGUGGAGCAGUAACAAGAAGAACGAGCACAAUUCAGAUAUUGCCGCACUAGAAGCCAUUACGAAUGCCAUACUCAAGGAGGUGAAGGAGGCACAAAAUAGCAAGCCCAAGGUUCUACAAAUUGUCAUUUACGAAUCAUCCGUCUAAAAAAAGUGCUUCCCACGCAUCCAAAAAACUCACAUAAUACAUUUAGACCUAGACGCAAGAAACAAAUAUCAUAUAGUUAAAA